Molecule: messenger RNA, 524 nt
Organism: Zychaea mexicana
Lineage: Eukaryota; Fungi; Mucoromycota; Mucoromycetes; Mucorales; Lichtheimiaceae
Exons: 1
Coding region: 184-480 (98 amino acids)
Source: RefSeq, a predicted model, not a curated record
CUUUUUUUGGUGUUGCAGAUUAUGCAGUAAGGGCUAUAGCUAUAUAUUUGCCCGGGAACCUAGGGUCGGGUCGGGGUGGAGGUUGAUGAUAUUAGCAAGCACUUGCAAGAUUCUUACCACCAGUACAGUAGUAGUACCAGCAGGGAGAAGAAUGGCGCUACUGUUUGCGAAUAAAUAAUCUGCAUGAUGUUUGCUAACCAUAACGCUAGUGUUUUGCUAUUGUUUGUUGAAUCUUUUGCUACUACAUAUAUGUACUUUCUAUCAAAAGACUGGAACCUGUAUAUAUUUCGUCGCUGCAGUAAAAGAGGCAUGUUACAUACUGAUUCAUGCACGAAAAAUACAUUGUACACACGAUACCUGUAUCUCUCCAGGACGCUCCUAAAACUUCAUUCCACCCUCCUCUUCUAUCUGUAUACCAGCAAGCAACUGAAAGCUCUACUACAGUUUGCUCUUCUUUCAAAAUUUUUCUACCAAUUAUGAACAAAUGCAACAAAAUAAACAUAAUCACAUUCCUGUCUCCCUCG